CUGAUGGAUAGAGGAGGGAGGAGUGAAUUAACUCCUCAGUCUGCUCUGACGGAGCUGAAGUACAGAAAUCACACUCCCAGGUGCAUGUGACAGCACUGCAGCUAUGAGUGGAAUUUUAAAGGGGAAGUUGGAAGAAAUUGACGGCUCCUCACCCAGCUCCUCUGUGCGGGAAUCAGAUGAUGAAGUUUUUAGCUGUGACAGUGCUGACAGUGUUGAUAGUGUCAAUCCAUCCCUUUCUUCUAAUCACUUUACCCAAAAAGCUAAGGAGAUAUCAACAGACUGAAAACAUGUUUUCUGAGGCAUAAGGUCUUCAGGAAGACACUGGUGUUCGUGAGAUUUGAAGGUGCAUGUGACAGCGCUGCAGCUAUGAGUGGAAUUUUAAAGAGGAAGUUUGAAGAAGUUGACGGCUCCUCACCCUGCUCCUCUGUGCGGGAAUCAGAUGAUGAAGUUUCCAGCAGUGAAAGUGCUGACAGUGGGGACAGUGUCAAUCCUUCCACUUCUAAUCACUUUACCCCUUCCUCCAUCCUCAAAAGGGAAAAGCGGCUGAGGACUAAAAAUGUGCAUUUUAGUUGUGUCACCGUGUACUACUUCACCAGGAGACAAGGCUUCACGAGCGUGCCCAGCCAGGGGGGCAGCACCCUGGGCAUGUCCAGCCGCCACAACAGCGUGCGCCAGUACACUCUUGGUGAAUUUGCAAGGGAGCAGGAGAGGCUCCACCGGGAGAUGUUGAGAGAACACCUCAGGGAGGAAAAACUGAACUCUUUGAAACUAAAGAUGACUAAGAAUGGCACAGUGGAAUCUGAGGAAGCUAGCACUCUUACAGUGGAUGACAUUUCAGAUGAUGAUAUUGAUUUAGAUAACACAGAGGUAGACGAGUACUUCUUCCUACAACCCCUGCCAACAAAAAAACGGAGAGCACUGCUGCGAGCCUCUGGAGUGAAAAAGAUUGAUGUGGAAGAAAAGCACGAGCUGCGAGCCAUCCGCCUGUCGCGGGAGGACUGUGGCUGUGACUGCAGAGUGUUCUGUGAUCCAGAAACAUGUACCUGCAGCCUCGCAGGCAUCAAGUGUCAGGUGGAUCGGAUGUCUUUCCCAUGUGGCUGCACUAAAGAAGGAUGUAGUAACACAGCAGGUAGAAUUGAAUUUAAUCCUAUCCGUGUCCGGACUCACUUUUUGCACACAAUAAUGAAACUUGAGCUGGAGAAAAACCGUGAGCAGCAAAUCCCCACGCUGAAUGGCUGCCACGGUGAGAUAACUGCUCACAGCAGCUCCAUGGGCCCCGUCUCUCACUCCGUAGAAUAUUCUAUCGCUGACAAUUUUGAGAUUGAAGCUGAACCCCAGGCUGCAGUGCUGCACCUGCAGUCUGCUGAAGAAUUAGAUUGCCAAGGAGAGGAAGAAGAGGAGGAGGAGGAUGGGAGCAGCUUCUGCAGCGGGGUCACCGAUUCCAGCACGCAGAGCUUGGCACCUAGUGAAUCCGACGAGGAGGAGGAUGAGGAAGAGGAGGAGGACGAGGACGAGGACGAGGACGAUGAGAAAGGGGACAGCUUUGUGGAAGGACUGGGCACCCAUGCCGAAGUUGUCCCACUUCCUUCGGUCCUUUGUUAUUCUGAUGGCACUGCCAUUCACGAAAGCCACACAAAAAAUGCUUCUUUUUAUGCCAACUCUUCAACUCUGUAUUACCAAAUAGAUAGCCACAUUCCAGGAACCCCUAACCAGAUCUCUGAGAACUAUUCUGAAAGAGAUACUGUCAAAAACGGUACCCUUUCGCUGGUGCCUUACACCAUGACCCCGGAGCAAUUCGUUGACUAUGCCCGGCAAGCGGAGGAGGCCUACGGCGCCUCCCACUACCCAGCUGCCAACCCCUCCGUAAUCGUUUGCUGCUCCUCUUCAGAAAGCGACAGCGGUGGGCCCUGCAAUAGCUUAUAUCCCGAACACAGGUCCAGUCAUCCUCAAAUGGAAUUUCACUCAUACUUGAAAGGCCCCUCCCAGGAAGGGUUUGUCUCCACAUUGAAUGGUGACAGUCACAUUUCAGAGCAUCCUGCUGAAAAUUCUUUGAGCCUUGCAGAAAAGAACAGAUUGCACGAAGAGUGCAUCAAAUCACCCGUGGUUGAAACCGUUCCUGUUUAGUGGCUUAAGUUAUUCUGGGACCAACUUCCCCUUAUUUAAAGCACUGUAUUUAAUUGGAUUUCCUGGGCUCAUCUUUGUUUAAACUGUGGACCAAGAAAAUUUUGACUGUGAUUAAUGUUCCAGACCAUAUUUUGUUUUCUCCUUUCUAGCUACAUGACUGUGGCAUUGCACAAAUACAGUCUAUAUGCGGAUUUUAAAAAGAUUUCAGACUGUUUUGAUAGAAAAAUACUAAUUUUAAAAAAUGCGUAUCUCACAGUUGCCUACCUGUCAAACUGUGUGAAACCUGCCAAGCUGUGUAGAUCAGAGCUUCAAGUUUUGGAUUAUCGGGCCUGUGCAAGAUUGUUAGCUAAGACUGGGAAAUAAGAUUUAGAGUCCUACUUUUCGAUAUAUCUGAAGAUCAUGGUGACUUUUUAAUGUAAAAGUAAUUAUUGUAAGAAAAAAGAUUUAACUGUUCCAUGUGUAUUUUAUUUAUGGUAGUUUAGAAGCCAUGUAUUGAUGAAAAUGAACAGCAGCAUGUUCAUUGAAGCUGAAGAUGCGUAGUUAGUAUCACAGAGCAUGCCCACAUGGAUUGCAUCUGGAAUCCAUUCACAUUUUUAUGAUCAUGACUGAUCCGAUUUGCAAAGACUUUCUUAAGGGUGAAAUAGGCCUAUUUUUGCUAUUUGGGACAAAUGAGUCUAUAUGUGCAGGUCCUUACACAGUUUUCUCUAGAGUUAGGUGUUAGGACAAUCCUCCCAUGAGGGUCUAGUUCACAGCCCUCCCUCAGUUGACUCCAGAAAUGGAGGUAGAAGAAAUUGCCUUUCUUUAUUAAGCAGCAGCAUCUUGGUUCUUUGCUUGGACAGCACCUUUAAACUCUACCCCCUAUAUCAAAAUGCACUUUAGUGCCCCUUCACAGUACUUCUUGAGGGGUGGGGACUGAGAACUCUUUCAGAUGAAAAUCAGAAAUUGAAAGGAAGAAAAAAAAAAAAAACAGAUCUGUAACUCUCAUAAGGGUCAUAUGAUCAAUAUAGAGGAAUCAUCCAGUGAUACUUUUUGAAGGAAAAAUGAUGUAUUUUCCUUUGCCACCCUGAAGACCUAACUUGGUAAAAAGCAAAGGAGGUUGAGGAAACAUGGAAGAAAUCCAACCUCAGCAACCAGCCUUUUCUACAGUGUGAUCAAUGCAUCUCUACAAAAUGAGUAUAUAAUGCAAUUUCCAUUUAGUGACUAGCCAAUUGAAGGGGGGCCUCUACCCAAGUACUCAACUAGGCCUUACUUUUCUGAAACAUUUUGAUUUCUCUUGUCUGGGACAAUUAGCAGAACAGUCCAAAAUGCAUUGAAUAUUUUCUGAUUACCUCAUGUUCUCUUAUUAAAGGGGACAGAUAGAAACAAAACAUGCACUCCCCACCUUUAGAUUACCUGCAUUUGGUUCAUCGGAGGACUCCUAGGAUCCUGUUUUUCUGUAAAUUGAUUUAGGCAACUAAAUAGUGUGCGCUACCUUUUUUUUUUCUUGCAAUGCAAUAGGAUUAUGCUAAAUCUGUUUCUCAUUUUUGACCUAUGUUAUACCAUAUGUUUUAUGACUAUUUGAAAUGUGGACAUACCUUGCUAUUUGGUGACUGCAUUGCUAGUUAUUUUUCAUGUCUUUUAGAUUUGAGUAUUUAGAAAUAUGGAUAUAAACAUACUGUGGCUCUUAAUUCCUUUUUUUUUUUUUUUAAAAAAAAAAAAACCUCUCUUUUAUUUCAUUGAACUUAAAAAUGCUUGAUCUAGAGAAAGUCCUCCAAUGGAAAAAGUUCUACUAUAACUUGAUUUGGGGAAAACAGGUUUACUGGGCAGCUCUUCCACUGUGAAGGUCCCAGCCCCUUCUCUAGCCCACCACUUAUGUAGGGAGCAGCCAUGAGGGCAGAGACUCUUCCUUUUGAAUGAACAGCUGUUUGGGCUAAUAAUCAACUUGGAGUUUUGCUCAAAUCUCUAUAGUGUAUGCUGUCUCAUCUACAAAGUUACAGUUUUCAGUGCUUGGUCUCCAAUUUCUUUCCCCUAUGGACACAAUCUAAAGAGCGCAGGCCCAAAGAGAAAAUAGCAUGAGGCUAUUGCUCCUUCAUUCAAACGCUUGAAAGAAUUAUGUGUACCAUAUUUGCUAGACCCUUACAAGGCUUUGAAGAGUUGACAUGUGAGGCACUCUGAGGUUAUUCUUGGAAAACAGAGUAGGGGGGAGUUGGGAAGAGACAGCCCUGGCGGAGCAGAGUUGAAGGGUAGAAUGAGAAUCUGAUUUCUGAAAGAAUAGAUAUUUGAUUUAGUUCAACUUUAUUUUCACAAGAAGAUUUGAAGCCAACUUAUUUAUAUUUGGCUGGGUCUCUGUUUUGUAGCUUUGUUUCCCAAAGGACCCUUCACCUAGAAAUAGGCAAAUAAUAAACCAGAACUUCUUUCCCUAUUUUGUCCAAGUUUGGGGUAGAAAGUUAUCCUAUUUAGAAGAAUUAACCUUCCAACCAUGAAAUUUGAAGAAUUAACCUUCAAAUUUUCAUAUACAUAAACUUACCCCUAAACAUUUCCCACAAAUUAUAUACACAGGCUACCUAUUAAAACACCCCAUAUACUUCACCCAUACGCACACUCACACACACACAUAAAAUAAUGCAUACCACAAACAAGAAUGACAGAUUUAGGUAAUGGCAGUAAUGGGUAUUGAAUUUUUCCUACCCUAGAAUUCAGUUGGAUUUUUAUGGCCUAAAAAUGUAGUCUAAGAAAGAUGAUACUUUUUUUUAAAGCUAUAGUUUUAAAAUAUUGAGUCUAAGUUGCAAAUAACACUAACAGUGGAAUUGUUUCAUUUUUAUUUCCUUUCCAGAAAACCUGAGAGAGCACAGUGUUCCGUCUUUUUUUUCCAUUAAUAGCCCUUCUAUUUAACAAAAACUGCCCACAUGCCAGGAAAGCGCUACAGUUAUUCUGAGCUUUUGAAAAUGGGGAUGCAGCCAGUCAGAAUAUUUAAAAUCUUUAUAUCAAGGUACAAUAACCUGACGAGCAGCUGUUGUAUCGCCCCCAUAGUAUAUACCUAACAAAAUUAUAGUCUUUAUAAACAUACAGCUUUUCAGUCAUUCACUGCCAAAUGCAAAGCUUCGUGCUCUAAUCCCUGUUGUUUUUUAGCACGAGCCCUAUACCUUUUAAUGGGGCUUAAUUCUCAGUUAUAAUCCAGGCCAAACUGAUUUGCAAGUCAAGUGCCUGGAGCAGCUUGCAUCUCCUUUGUCAUCCUUGGUUUCCUUUGGGAGAAAGAAGUCAGUGAAAGAGAUUUACUUCAGUUUUUCCCCACCCCCAUCUCUUGAUCAUUGAUUAUUAAGACAUAACUAAAAUCAAUUUCAUUAAUGUCUUUUAGUUAUUUCAAUGAUAUACUUUUUGACAGCCAGACUUCGCUUUGUGGUGAAACUAUAUUUUUUCCAAGUGUUCCAAUCACACAUGUGAAAUUAGUAUUUCUUAAAGUGAUAGAAUCUUUACAAUCAUAUAUCGCGCCCCCCCCAAAAAAAAAACAAAAAACAAAAAAAUGCUGUAAGUAUUACGAGAAAACUGGCCACAAAUUAAUCAAGAGGCAAAGAGAUUAUGUUAAGUGAUUAUGUUCUUUAAAUUUUUACACUCAGUAACAGAUGACUGUUAGGCAAAAUUUUGGUUUGGAUAUUAAACAGGAAAAUAUAGCAUGAUUUAUGUCCUUUAUAUUGGUAUAUAUCAUUGAUUCUUUUGAUUUAUAUUUCUGAUAUUACUGAAUAAGUUUAAAAACCUUUGGUCUUUGUAUUCAGAAUGUAUUAAGUAUCAAUUCCUUCUUUCAAUGAGUAUUUAUUGAAUGUCUGCUAUGUUAGAGGAACUUAGGUGAUAAAAAGAGAGGGACAAAAUCUCCUACAUAUUCUGAGGGAUGAUGAUGAUGAUGAAAGUGGCAUAAAGUAAUAAAUCAAGCCUCAUUAAAAUCAUUUUAAUAUGUGAUUUUAUAAAGUGAUAGAAAAAUUGGCAACAAUUCUUGUCUAAUUAAAUGCAAACUGCAACUAAAAGUAUGCUUCUUUUUCCCAAAUUAAUGGAACUCACUGGAUUCUCCUUCCUCUCCUCCUAUCUGAAAUUUAUGAAUUAAAUCUGGACUCAGCUGGAAAGACUGGGUCAAAUGAAAAAGAGAUUUUCACAUAAUUGCUUCUUCAGUAGUAGACCUAUAUAAGUGAUGCUAAAGUUAUUCCAGCAAACUAGAGACAAGUUUGACUCAUGCACAACCGAGGAAACAUUUCAGAAAACUUUUGGAACAACAAUGUGGAACACAAUCACUCUUACUUCUUUUUAUAAACAGUCUAUCAAAACAGUGAAGCCCUUGUUUCAAAUUCCAAAGGCAUAGGCUUGCAGCAGGUAGAAAACAGAGAAGUCAUUCUACACCCACACAUUUAGCUGUGGUUACAAACCAUCAAAUUAGCAAUGAAAAACUGACAUCCUUAGAGAUUAACAGGAGACUGCUUUUUAAAAAGGGGCCAAGAAGCUUUCCAUUUCUUCAAAUAUAACUUAAUUUUUGUCUUUAAAAUGGUGCCUGCUCCUUAUUCUCUCUCACAGAACCUGCAGACCUGGUUUUCCUUGUCAUUGUAAUAGUCAGUAAAUAAAAUCCUAACCUUGAAUGCAAUACUGGACUGUAAAUUGAAAUUGGGGCAGUUGACUCCUUACAACAACCAACACCAAAAGUUUAAAGCCUGGAUCACUAUCGGCUCUGAUAUAAAUUUGCAACUUCUGAUUGCAUUGCUUUUUCUGAGAUCUGCUGCUUGUGCUGGAGCAACUUAAAUGUCUAAGAUAAAAUGCCAGAGAUUUUUACACAAACAGCACAGCUCAUCAGAUGUUUUCUGUAGCAUUAAAGAAUUGAAUUGGUUUCCUGUAACCGAAUACCAGCAAUUUGAAAAUUCAGUGGGAUUAUGGAAGUGACAGAGUAAGGGUAACAAUGGAAUAUAGGCUGAAUAAAUAGGGUCUCCUAGGAAGGGAGUUCAGGAGAGCUGGGCUAGGUCUUGUUAAACUAGAACAACUAGCAUCACAAACAAAACCUAAAAAGGGCAGUUAUGGUGUGGACAAUCACAGCACAAUUGGUGCUCACAUCUGCUGCCCAGUAUCCACAUCAAUUACAUUUUUACUAUCUAUAAAUCAUUUGAUGCUUUAAAAAAUAAAAAUGCAGCUCUACAACAUACUAAGGAAAUGAUCUUAAGGAAACCUUAAACAUUUCAUAUUAAAAUGACUGAUAGAUGACUAAUAUAAUUGUUCAAAGUAAGGAAAUAAAGGAGCGUUUCUUUAAAAUAUGACCUGCCAAAUCUGAAAUUCAAUAGGACUCUUCAAAGCAGUAACUUCCUAAGUUUUACUUUAACAAUUCUCAUGGCUUUUCAGGCUAGUUUUGUGGAGUGCUCAUUAGACCCUGAGGCCUCCCUUCCUAGCCAUUUCAGGUGUAUUGUUUUGUUUUGUUCUUACUUAUCAGGAAUUCAAACUCAAAAGCUUGAUGUGACCUGGGUUUUACUAACUUGGUGCUGCCUGGAUGGUAAAUGACAUGUCGUUGGUUUCAUUUCCUGAGAGCAGUGAUUCAGACAGAACAAUGGGGAGCAGGACGUGCAUGCAACCAGACUCAAAGCUUAAACCAACAUGUCUUUUCAUUUUCUUUCUUAUAUGCAGGGUUUUAUAAUCUUACUAAUAUAUAGCCUGGACUUCUAGUAAAUACCUUGGGAAAUUAAGUAAUUUAAAAGUCUUAAGUCACUUUGGUGACUAUGUUUUCUACUUGUGAUACAUGUAUCCACAUAUAGUGUAAUUUGAGUGACAUUUGUGAGGGCAUUUAAAUAUUUUAAGAUAAUAAAUGGUGAUUAGAAAGAGCUAAGAGAAGACAAUUUAUAGUAGAAAUUAGCCUCACCUUUGUCUGAGUUAAUUUAUGUGAAGUUACUGAAUGGUUUUAGUUGAAUUUUUGGAAUAACUUCCUUAUUUAAGUAUCCCUUUCCUUUUUUUUUUUCCCUCCCAAUUUUUUUCUGUCUGGCUUAGGGUUAUCUUGAAAGUUAGUUAUUAACGAACAUUUGGAAGGAAAUUGAUAUAGAAAAUGUCUCUUUAAAAAAUAUCUAGGACACGCUAGAUAAUUUAUCAAAUCCUGCUGCCUCACUGGGUAAGACCACAACCCCUUUCUCAGAGACAAGGCCUCCUAAUAUUGUUUUGCCGCUGACUCACAAAGAACAUAUAAGAAAUGAGUUUGAAGUUUCUAAUUUUGUAGCACAUUUUGUCAAACUUUAUUUGGCUUCUCUUUUUCAUGCCAGUCACCAAUCUGUUGCCGUAGGCAUUAAGAAGGCCACCCAUCUUCAAAAACAAACAAAUUCAAAGAUCUAUAUGCCAUUUUGCAAUUUUGUUUAAAUACGAAACAGAAGGAAUAAAAUAAAAUCCAAAUCUGAAUUCUCCUAAAGAGGAAAAACCUAAGUCUUUAAGCCAAGGAAAUAGAUUGCCUGUUUUUGUUUUUUGUUGUUUUGUUUUGUUUUGUUUUGUUUUUAAUAUAGCGUUGCUCCUUAUGUGAUUUAAUAGUACUCAAAUGAUAUCUGAACUUUGUCAUUGACAGUCUUUCCCUUUGUACUACAAUUAAAUAGGGUCUACUGUCAAAGAUUAUUGUCUCAAUCUUGAUUCAUUAGACCCUCCUCAUGCCAAAAGGGUGUCUCAGAAUGUUUCAAUCUUUUCAGAGAUACUCAUAAUGACCAACUAUGUGUGAAUGAUGGAAACUUGGAGAUUCUUCUGUAUUCUUCAAAUUUUAUAGUCCUGAAACUAGAAGAGAUCUCCAGAGGUCAUCUGGCUCAUCCAUCUACCUCCAGGGAGAGCUGUCACUCAGGCAUGCCCAAGAGGUUUAGAGACCUAUCUAUUCUUAACAUCUCUAGGGAAGGUGGUUUCCUUGGCAACCCAAUCCAGUUCUCUUAGGUUUUUUCUCACAAGAAGAAAAUAUCUUCCCCAUCUUUGUGGGCUAGGAACCUGGCAACAUUUCUGGUGAUUUGGGCCAUUGUACUAGGAGACUCAAGGGAAGCUAAGUUUCCCCCUACAUUUGAUGAUUAUUACAUUUGAUCACUCCAUGAGCCUCCCAAGAAAUCAGAUCUUUUAAUAAAGAUGUGGGUAUUGAUACAAUGCUCAGUACCUGCUUUCAACAAAUAUGGUUGUGGUUCUUUUUUAUUUUUACUUUUUUUUCUUUCUCACGCCUGUUGUUUUGAAUGAAGGUAAUAUCAGGAAAAACAACUAUUUCAGAUCCCCAGUGACAAGUAUAACAUCAGAACUGGGAUCAAGUGACUCGACAUUCAAACUGUUCAAUUCUCUGAGAAGUUACAAUGACAACCUUCUUGCUUCUAAAUAAGUACCUUCUCAUUAAUCUUUCUUUUGCCUAAAAUGACAAAUAAAAAUCUAAAGAUUUUUCUACUCCUUCUGGGGAAGAUGUGACUAGUUGUGGAGAGUCUGACUUGGAAUAAAAAUGACUCCAGAGAAUUAUUCAGCCACCGUUUGAUCCCAGCCUUUGUCCCGAUGUUAGUUAAACAAUGGCUGCUUGCCUUCUCAGGGAUCAGAAAAAUGAUUUGAAAAUUUGUCAUCUUGACAAGGCCUGAAAACAAAGGGAGGAGUUCUGGAGGGUGGUGAUUUUUUUCUGAUUAUGUCACUAGACGCAGUCCCCUCCCACCCCCGCCCCCUGCGGUUUCAGAACCUUUUCCAGUCACUCAGAGUUGACUCCAACCCAGAGUCAGAAUUAACCAGAAGAUGAGGAAACCCCCAAAAUCAACAUUUCCUUUCUCCGUGGUAUUUUUUUCAAUCUGGGUGCAGCUACUUAUCCUCCCAACUCAAAUGCUCUUGUGAAAAAAACAGCCACAUAAAUGUGGUUGCCCCCACAAAUAACAUUAGGGGAAAAUGACCCUUCUAGCUUUAAAAAAAAUGCUAUAGAAUGUCAUGUAAAGAAUGUUGAAUAAUUUGGCCCAUGUUUUGAUUGACUCUAGACACUUCUACAGAAAUAAGUCUGAGGUGUAGUUUGUGAAACAUGUUUCAAAAGUGGUUUAUGUAAAAUAAAUUCUAGACAUUUACAAUGCAGAAAUAGUGAAAAAAAGAUUUUUUUAAAUCUGUAGAUUACAACUCUGUUCCUAAGAACCUCAGCCUUUAUUGUGUCUUAGUAAAGUUGAUCUGCUUUUUCUUUUUUCUUUUUUUUUUUCCAGUUUAUUGCAUUUCUGGUGUAAUAGCCUCUUAAGAUAGAACUAUUAAUACAUAUGUACUGGUUAAUGCCUGUUAAUGCAGAAAAUGGCACUUUGUUAUUUCAGUGUGUUUCUCUCAGUGUCACAGGGUAUAUCGAUUUGAUAGGAAAAGGUCAUUUGACAUUGGUCAAAACUGCAUAUCUCCCAUUUAAAAUAUAUAUGUAUAAUUCAUUGCUUAGACAAUGUCACGUAUCCUCAUGAUAGUUUUAGAUGUCAACAGAGUCUCCACUUUCCAGCUGCUGUAGAAAUUUGUUACAUUUGCAAAUUCUGAGGAAAUCUAAUGAGCUGAAUGUAAUGGUAGCUCCAAUGAUCCAAAGGACUUGUAGGUUAUCCUUCAGUCUAUUUUGAACCAUUUGGACAUUGGGAAUGGUCUUUAUACAAAAGAAGUGUUCUAAGAGUUGUUUUUGUUUUUGCUGGCAAAAGAAAAAAGAGUAACUUAAAAACUCAGAAAACGCUUUGUACUCUAACAUUGUUUGACUUUAGGAUUGGUUUUGUCAUUCAGUUGACAUUUAUUAUUUUACUCGAUUUUGACAGUACUUAAAUAGAUAUUUUAUUACUGUUAAGUCUAAUCUAAUCACUUACAAAGGGUGAAAGGGAAGAAAUUUAAACUAUUUAACUACAAUCCAUACAUACAGUCAUUUUACACUAAGACGUCAUAUUGUAUGUCAUGCAGUUUCUAGACUAAUUUUCUCUUGUGUAUAAGUUGUAACAUCAAAGAUGCCAAAGGGUAUAUAAAAUAAGCUACAAUAAUAUUGAACAGAAUUUAACCUGGAUCUUCUGUUGUAAUAAUUUAUUCAUAUUAGCUGUGUGUUUUCUGUAUUUAUAUUUUCAGUAUUUAUUAUGAAUGACAUGGAAAUUCGUGUAUUUAUUGUGGCUUUUUAUUGCAAUGUGUAUAUAUAUAUUACAAAUAAGCAUUUUUAAGUCUUAUCCUUAAGUUUCUUUUGUUAGUGGCACUUGUAUUAUGCUGUAAUUUUUAUUAUAUAUUGUACAAUAUCUUGUCCAUUUGUUUGCAGCAGAGUAAAACCGGUUUCU
This is a messenger RNA of Choloepus didactylus (southern two-toed sloth), 11342 nucleotides long. It is a transcript of the gene CSRNP3, whose product is annotated as cysteine and serine rich nuclear protein 3. Gene Ontology annotation, molecular function: sequence-specific DNA binding; DNA-binding transcription factor activity, RNA polymerase II-specific. The record is from RefSeq and is a predicted model, not a curated record. The transcript has 7 exons. Bases 367 to 2124 code for a protein of 585 amino acids. NCBI's taxonomy places the organism in Eukaryota, Metazoa, Chordata, Mammalia, Pilosa, Megalonychidae. Gene Ontology annotation, cellular component: nucleus. Gene Ontology annotation, biological process: regulation of transcription by RNA polymerase II.